CCUGAUCGUCAGCCCUACAAGUAAUUCAUUUCAUUCAGGACGCCAAGGAAAGGGAAACUGUAGAUAGGCAUGGAGUUUUUCCUUCUCCCUUUCCCCUCCGCCAGCUACACUGCUUCCGUCUUCGCUGUUCUUCUCUUCCUUUAUUCCCUGUUAUGGAUUUCUACAGGUUUCCGAAAGAAGUACGUCGGCCAAAAAAUAGGAGCCCCCAAAGCCGCCGGCGCGUGGCCGGUGAUCGGCCACCUCCAUCUCCUCGGAGGAUCCCAACUCCCCCACAGGAAGCUGGGGAACAUGGCCGACAUGCACGGCCCAAUCUUCACCAUAAAGCUGGGCAUGCACCGGGCCCUGGUCGUAAGCAAUCCGGCGAUGGCUCGGGAGUGUCUGACCACUCACGACAAAGUCUUCGCCAACCGCCCCAGAGCAGUGGCCGUGGAGCACAUGGGCUACAACUACGCCAUGUUCGGGUUCGCUCCUUACGGCCCUUACUGGCGCCACGUGCGCAAGAUAGCCAUGAUCCAUCUCCUCUCCAGCCACCGCCUCGAGACCCUCAAGCACGUCCCUGAAUCCCAAGUGAAGGCGGCCGUAAACGACCUCUAUCGGAGAUGGUCCGGAGCCAGUGGCAGCGGAGGCGGUGGUUCAAAUGCGGUCCUGGUGGAGAUGAGCAAGUGGUUUGGGGAUAUAAAUCUGAAGGUGAUUCUUAGGAUGGUGAUAGGAGACCGAUGUUUGGAAGAUGGCGGCGCCGUCGACGAUCGGUUUCGGAGGGCGUUGAAGGAGUUUUUCCGGCUGAUGGGGUCGUUCGUGGUGGGAGAUGCUAUUCCGUUUCUGAGGUGGGUGGAUGUGGGGGGAUACGAGAGGGAAAUGAAAAGAACCGCGGUGGAGUUGGAUCGUGUGACGGAGGAGUGGUUGGAGGAGCACAAGCGGAAGAGGACGGUUUCGGCGGAAGACGGCGGCGACUUUAUGGGCGUUAUGCUGUCCGUACUCGAGCGCGACGAAGCUCUUUCUAGGCUUUCCGAUUACGAUGUCGACACUAUCAACAAAUCUACAUGCCUGGACAUAAUUUUGGGUGCUACAGAUACCACCUCAGUGACCCUAACAUGGGCUCUCUCCUUGCUCCUAAACAACCCCUGCGUUCUCAAAAAAGCUCAGGAAGAAUUGGACUCCCAAAUUGGCAGAGAAAGGCAGGUGAAGGAGACAGAUAUCAAACACUUGGUGUACCUCCAAGCCAUCAUCAAGGAAACCCUGCGACUGUACACUGUGGUCCCUCUCUCUGCCCCCCACCAAUCAACAGAGGACUGCACCGUCGGCGGCUUCCAUGUCCCCGCCGGCACACGACUGGUGGUGAACCUGUGGAGGAUUCACCGAGAUCCACAGGUCUGGUCCGAUCCGAACGAGUUUCGACCGGAGAGGUUCUUGACGACCCACAAGGAUGCGGAUGUAAGGGGGCAGCAUUUUGAGUUUAUCCCGUUUGGCAGCGGCAGAAGAAUGUGCCCUGGAGUCUCUCUUGCGCUUCAGAAUCUGCAUUUUACGCUGGCCAAUUUGCUGCAUGGGUUUGAGGUUGCAACUCCAAGUAACGAACCGGUUGACAUGGGCGAGUGCUUUGGGCUAACCAUGACCAAGGCCAUGCCCCUUGAAGUUCUCAUCAAUCCGCGUCUGCCUUCUCACCUUUAUAUGUAAGGUUUAAAGAUUAUUAGUUAAUAUAUACGCUGUCGAUCAAGCUUUUGCAAGUUGCUACUUCUUGUGCCAAGGGAACAAGUCUUAUACGGCUUCGUAAUUUCCAACACAGGCUAAUUUGGGCUUAUGAAUGAAUCCUGUUAAGUAGGUCAAUUUUAAGGUCAUAAACAUAUCUUCCCUCACUCCUUUGUACCAGAGGAGUUCAAAA
Malania oleifera is the source of this 1876-nucleotide messenger RNA. RefSeq names its product cytochrome P450 CYP82D47-like. Gene Ontology annotation, biological process: defense response to other organism. Gene Ontology annotation, molecular function: iron ion binding; heme binding; oxidoreductase activity, acting on paired donors, with incorporation or reduction of molecular oxygen. The transcript has 2 exons. Lineage: Eukaryota; Viridiplantae; Streptophyta; Magnoliopsida; Santalales; Ximeniaceae. The record is from RefSeq and is a predicted model, not a curated record. The coding region runs from base 70 to 1671 and encodes 533 amino acids.